This is a messenger RNA of Aspergillus sclerotioniger CBS 115572, 462 nucleotides long. RefSeq lists its product as uncharacterized. The annotation marks the transcript as partial. Lineage: Eukaryota; Fungi; Ascomycota; Eurotiomycetes; Eurotiales; Aspergillaceae. The record is from RefSeq and is a predicted model, not a curated record. The transcript has 2 exons.
UCCUACCCCUCCCAGGGCGGUAGCAGCGGCGGCAGCGACCUGUUCUCCACCGCCCUUAGCUUCCUUUCGUCCCGCAAGUCCCAAUACGAGGAACAGCCGGACGUGGACGAAGAACACAUGGUGCAGUCUCACCAGGCACUGUACAACAACCAGGAUGAGGGCCAGCAGCACGACAGCAAGUCCCUGGGAGCGGGAGCCGCGAUGCAGGCCCUGAAGAUGUUCACGAGUGGAUCGGGUGGCAGCUCCGGAGAUAAGAAUGAGUUUAUUGGGAUGGCGAUGGCUCAGGCGAGUAAGUUGUGGGAUCAGAAGUCUGGGUCUGGCGCUGUGGCUGGCGAUAAGCAAUCGGCUAUUAACUCGGCUGCUGAGAUGGCCUUUAAGAUGUAUAUGAAGUCGCAGGGCAGUGGGUCGAGUGGAACGGGCGGUCCGGCUGGUUUGAUGAGUCUGGCGAGCAAGUUUCUGUAG